AUGGGAGAUGCGGCGAGUCGCUUCACCUCUCCUGCACCACUCAAUCCGCAGAAGCUGACGCCUAAGCAGCUGCAGCAGCUCUUGAGCCACUUUGGUCUUAAUGAGGUGAGGCAUAUUUUUCAAAUGGUUAAGCUUUCUCCGUCCAAGGCGCGUAUAUCUUUGCUUGGCUUCGUCCGAGCAUUCCCUGGGGUGCUGCAGGGGCAUGCAAUGCUGCUGCUGCCGACGUUAAAGGAGAUAGCGCGGCAGCAGCAGACGCACCCUCACGCCCACGGGCUCUCCUUUGCGAUUCUGAGCAGCAGCAGUUUGGCUCCUGACAGCGGUGGCAGCGUAUCUACAAGCAUCAUGGGCGGCCGCUGCGCAAAUAAGAAUAAGAAGCAGGUGGAGGCCUUAAAGACGGCCAACAGCAUCACAUUGCAGGAGGUCGUUGACUGCAUUUCUUCUUGCUGCUCGGGUGAAGCCCCAGAAACGGAAGUGCUGCUCACGGAAAGGAUGCUGGGGAGGAUUGCAAGGAGCUUCGAAACCCUAUCCUUCUCUGCAGAGGAGUACGAACACGUGCGGCAAUCGCUUGAGUCCAUUGGGGGCCUCUGCAUCGACCCCAGGCUGGCAAGAAAAGCGUCGAUUCAUCGCAGUGCAAGUGGUAGCGUCAGCAGCGGCAGCAGCCGUCGCAGCGUAACAUAUGUUUCUCUGGGGUGCAGCACUCGCGCUUGCUUCUCGUUGAUGCAGAUGCUGCAGUACGGUUACUUAGAAUUGAUCUACUUGCUGAACCCGAACAGUCUUAUCUUUCAAGACAAAGUGGCACGCACCACAAGCGGCCUGAGCUGCAACCAAGCACAAGAGCGCCAGACAAAGGGAGUAACAGCUCGAGGCGUGCAUACGUCUUCAGCGUGGGACACGGUACCAGCCCUCACCUUAGUGUUCCCCAAAGAGUUGAACUUCACCUUCGCGGUUCGAGCCAUGGCUGCUGCCUUUGCGGAGGCAGCAGCACCCACCAGCAUCCAUGCAGCCACCCCCACUGCAGCUGCAGUUGCUGCAGCAGCCGUAGCAGUCACACAGAUGGGAGCGCCUCUGAACAACACCAACAGUAACAGCAGCGCCGUAAUGCGCAGGGGAGCCAGCAGCACGGAGCUCGCCGCCCAGGCUUCAGGCGCCGUUCUGCAUGCAAGCUCUGGCACAAUCGGCAGCGGGGGUUUGCGCAAUGAAGUAUUUGCUGUUCUCUCGUGGAUCAGGGCUGCCUUGCCGGUUCUCCCCUCUCUUUGUACUCUCGGAGUAGCAGCACACCUUCUGGGGGACUCUGUCUUUGACGGGCAGCCACAGCCAGAGAGGAACGAUUCCAGCUUGGCCGAUGUACAGUAUACAUCAAAUGAAUGCUUCUGUAUAGUUGUGGUGUGCCUCUGCAGGUGUAUGCACCGCGGCGCCGCCAAGAGAGUCGAUCGAACCAGCUUUAGCAGACUCUGUGCAAAUUGCUUCUUUUACUCUGCUCCCAUGGUGGCCGUCGUCAAGACGGAAGAAGGCCAGGUGCUAGGCGCGAUCAUUUCAACGAGCGGCCUGGGAAGGAACUUUAUUUAUUUGAACACCAAAAACAAAUUUCACCCAAUCGGUCUGGGCUUCGGCGGCCAAGUUGGUGCUUUCCGCUUUUGGAUUGGCGAUGAGAUGAAGGACUGUUACAUUACGAAGAGCGAUUGCACGUACUCGCCAGGUCGGAUGCUGCAGACGAUGAACGAGCCGAUUCCCCAGGGCUCCGAGACCCUCGAUAACGUUGCUGCCUUAACAACAGCAUUGGAUGGAGCUGCUGCAGCCGCCUCAAGUGCAUCAAAGCCGAAGGCAGAAGCUGCUGUUACACUUCCAAGUGUAGAAGAAACCCUCUCCGCCAAUUUUCUGUGUCCUAUUCAUGUCAAGGAACUUGAAAUCUGGGGGACGGGAGACGCCAGUGUUCUGGAACAACAGCGCGCACUCUUGAAACAACAAGAUCAGCUGCGACAAGAACGGCGGCAAGUAGACAAGGGUCGGCUAUUGGACAGCAGCUUCGACCGCGAGUUUCUUUUAGGUGGCACCUUCAGUCGCGCGAAGGGCCCCGAAGCGCCGUCUGUAUAG
This is a messenger RNA of Eimeria acervulina, 2091 nucleotides long. Its product is annotated as TLD domain-containing protein, putative. NCBI's taxonomy places the organism in Eukaryota, Apicomplexa, Conoidasida, Eucoccidiorida, Eimeriidae. The record is from RefSeq and is a predicted model, not a curated record. The transcript has 8 exons. Bases 1 to 2091 code for a protein of 696 amino acids.